This is a messenger RNA of Cyprinodon tularosa, 3199 nucleotides long. RefSeq names its product DNA (cytosine-5)-methyltransferase 3A-like. The transcript has 23 exons. Gene Ontology annotation, biological process: negative regulation of DNA-templated transcription. NCBI's taxonomy places the organism in Eukaryota, Metazoa, Chordata, Actinopteri, Cyprinodontiformes, Cyprinodontidae. Gene Ontology annotation, cellular component: nucleus; cytoplasm. The record is from RefSeq and is a predicted model, not a curated record. Gene Ontology annotation, molecular function: methyltransferase activity. Bases 305 to 2827 code for a protein of 840 amino acids.
GCGGUAAAUCAACCUCUGCGGCUCGAGUGCGCGCGAGCAGUCCGAGAAGACCCGGUAGAACGGAGAGGGAGGGGGGGGGAGGAAGAGUGAACAAGGGAGAGAGAGAAAGAGAGAGCGACGACCGCCAGGGUCCGGAUGACUAAGAGACGAUGGACACGGAGAGGGUGAUGCCCGAUGAAAAGAGAGAUCUUUGCCCUGCCGACUGAAUGAAGCUGCCCCUGGUGUUUCUGAGGGCCCUCUCCAUGUUUUGAUCUGCUCAGUAUCUUAACUUAAGAAAGUUGGUUUUCUUUAUCUGCUUCCUGCCAUGCCGUCCAACAAUCCCGCUGCCGCCGAGCAGCUUCAGACGCCAGAGAAUGACACCUCUAAAGAUGUGGGCCAAGACGGAGCGGAUCAGGACAGACCGGAGGAGCGGCUGCCAGCGAGCCCCCAAAAUAAGAGAAGAGUCGGCCGCCCUAGCAGGAAAUGCAAGCAGCUGCUUCCUGAGAUGGCGGCCUCUGACCCCUGUGCAAACGCCCCCCCUACUCCGCCUGAGGAGCCGGAGCCUUCCCCGUCCUUACAGAAGAAGAGAAGGCGCAGGAAACUCAACAGAACUGAAAGGAAUAAAGAUGAACCGGAUGAAAGAAACUGCGACUCUCCCAGAGAGGGUGAGACCAGGAGGCUUCGGCGGAGGCCAGUCCCCAGAGUGACUUUCCAGGCUGGGGAUCCGUUCUAUAUCAGCAGAAGGCAGAAGGAAGAAUGGCUCAGCCGCUGGAAGAUGGAGGCAGAACGGAGGGCAUACAGAGAGGCUGAGAUUAGUAUGAUGGAUGACCUAUCAGAGAGUGGCUUUCAAAAAGAGGAGGAGCUAGCCAGCCCGACUCCUCCCCCUUCACAGCAACACACAGAUCCGGCGUCUCCAACAGUUGCCGUGACACCCGAUCCAGUUGCCAGAGGCGACCAAGCUAUGGCCAGUGAGAUUGAGUACCAGGAUGGCCGGGGUUUCAGUAUUGGAACGUUGGUGUUUGGGAAGCUGCGAGGUUUCUCUUGGUGGCCCGGACGGAUCGUUUCCUGGUGGAUGAGCGGGCGGAGUCGGGCUGCAGACGGCACUCGCUGGGUGAUGUGGUUCGGCGAUGGAAAAUUCUCUGUGGUCUGUGUUGAAAAGCUGAUGCCCCUGAGCUCUUUCUCAUCCGCUUUCCACCAGCCAACAUACAACAAGCAGUCCAUGUAUCGAAAGGCCAUUUUUGAGGCUCUACAGGUUGCAAGUAUGCGUGCAGGAAGACCAGUUCCUUCCUGUGAUGCAAGUGACGAGGCUGAAGGCGUCGAACUUCAGACCAGACAGAUGAUUGAGUGGGCCAUGACCGGCUUCCUUCCAAAUGGUCCACAGUCACUGGAUCCUCCAGAAGAGGAGCAAAAUCAGUUUAAAGAAGGAUACCUAGAGAUGAUGCCAGAGGCAGCAUACACACCUCCACCUGCAAAGAAACCCCGCAAGAACUCAGCAGAGAAAGCAAAAAUCAGGGAGGUGAUCGACGAAGGGACCAGAGAGAGACUCAUACAUGAAAUCAAAAAGAAGACCAGGAAUAUAGAAGAAAUCUGCAUCUCCUGUGGAAGCCUCAAUGUCUCUCUGGAGCACCCUCUUUUCAUGGGAGCGAUGUGCCAGGGUUGCAAAAACUCCUUCCUAGAGUGCGCCUACCAGUAUGACGACGAUGGCUAUCAGUCCUACUGCACCAUCUGCUGUGGAGGAAGGGAAGUGCUCAUGUGUGGAAACAACAACUGCUGUAGGUGUUUCUGUGUAGAAUGUGUCGAUCUCCUGGUUGGAGCCGGCUCAGCAGCAGCAGCCAUCAAAGAGGAUCCCUGGAACUGCUACAUGUGCGGACCCAGGAGCGCCUACGGAUUACUGCAGCGAAGGGAUGACUGGCCAAUCAGACUUCAGCACUUCUUUGCCAACAAUCACGAGCAGGAAUUUGAACCUGCCAAAUUGUAUCCUCCAGUUGCAGCCGAAAAGAGGAAACCAAUCAGAGUCCUGUCUUUAUUUGACGGCAUUGCCACAGGUCUGCUGGUGCUGAAAGAUUUAGGCAUCCAAGUGGACAAAUAUGUCGCCUCUGAAGUUUGUGAGGACUCCAUCACUGUUGGCAUGGUCCGGCAUGAGGGACGCAUCAUGUAUGUGGGGGAUGUACGCAAUGUAACCCGCAAGCAUAUUGAAGAGUGGGGACCAUUUGACCUGGUAAUUGGAGGAAGCCCCUGUAAUGACCUCUCUAUAGUCAACCCUGCGAGGAAAGGCCUGUUUGAGGGCACUGGCCGUCUGUUUUUUGAGUUUUAUCGUUUGCUCCAUGAGGCUCGACCGAAACCUGGCGACGAGAGGCCGUUUUUUUGGCUCUUUGAGAAUGUGGUCGCCAUGGGAGUCAGCGACAAACGCGACAUCUCACGCUUUUUAGAGUGUAACCCAGUGAUGAUUGACGCCAAGGAAGUCUCUGCUGCCCAUCGUGCUCGCUAUUUCUGGGGAAACCUACCCGGCAUGUCCAGACCUCUGACACCAAUGGCAAAUGACAAACUUGACUUACAAGAGUGCCUGGAACAUGGACGCACAGCUAAGUUUGAGAAGUUGCGUACGAUAACGACCCGCUCCAACUCUGUGAAGCAGGGGAAAGACGAGCAUUUCCCAGUCUUCAUGGACAACAAGGAGGACAUCCUCUGGUGUACAGAAAUGGAAAGGGUGUUUGGUUUUCCUGUCCAUUACACUGAUGUGUCCAACAUGAGUCGUCUGGCGAGGCAAAGGCUGCUGGGUCGUUCCUGGAGUGUCCCCGUCAUCAGGCACCUGUUCGCCCCGCUCAAGGAGUACUUUGCCUGCUAUUAACUACAAACCCAAGUCUCUCUCUCUCUCAGACACACACACAAAGAGACACACAUGCUGGUUACCACAAACAGAAUACAGUCAGUAUAUAAAGGUUGGCUGAUGCAGAAUGACACAAUACUGGGCAAACAGAUAUCGACACACACAAAAGCAACAGGUAAUGUAGACCACUGGCUGACCUUAGUUCCCUGGUGCUACCGUGGUGAUUUAUAAACGCAAACACACACAGGGUUUCUGUACUGUAACUCAUUAGUAUACUUCCUGUCCAACCUUGAAACUGAUGUCUUCUGGCUUUACUGUGCUGCAACAGCUAGUUACAACCUCCAGGGGGUGCAAGUGUAACAAAGAUGCUCCUGCUUUUUGUUUUUGAAUAUG